Molecule: messenger RNA, 863 nt
Organism: Molossus molossus (Pallas's mastiff bat)
Lineage: Eukaryota; Metazoa; Chordata; Mammalia; Chiroptera; Molossidae
Product: leukocyte immunoglobulin-like receptor subfamily A member 5
Exons: 6
Coding region: 27-863 (278 amino acids)
Biological process (GO): cytokine-mediated signaling pathway
Molecular function (GO): inhibitory MHC class I receptor activity
Source: RefSeq, a predicted model, not a curated record
UAUGCAGAGCACUCAGAGCAGGUGCCAUGACGUCCCUCCUCCCUGCUCUUCUCUGCCUCGGGCUGAGUCUGGACCAGAGGAUCCACACGCAGGCAGGAACCCACCCCAAACCCACCAUCUGGGCAGAGCCAAGCUCUAGGAUCCCUCUUGACAGCUCCGUGACCCUCUGGUGUCGGGGAACCAUGAAAGCAAAGGAGUACUGUCUGUAUACAGAUGACAUGCCUAUGUGCUUGGACAGACAGAAACCGGCAGAGCCUGGGGACAGGGCCAAGUUCUUCAUAGAUGUAAAUUAUGCAGAAAUAUAUUCCUGCACCUACCUCAGCCCCACUGGCUGGUCAGAGCACAGUGACCCCCUGGAGCUGGUGCUGACAGGAAUCUACAACAAACCCAGCCUCUCAGCCCUGCCCAGCCCUGUCGUGACCUCAGGAGGGAACGUGACCCUCCAGUGUGGCUCAGGGGAAAGAUUUGACAGGUUCAUUCUGACUAAGGAAGGAGAACGCAGGCUCUCCUGGACCCUGGACUCACAUCCAGAUCCCAGUGGGCUGUCCCAAGUCCUGUUUCCUGUGGGCCCCGUGACCCCCAGCCACAGGUGGACAUUCAGAUGCUAUGGCUUAUUUAAGAAAAGCCCCCAGCAGUGGUCUGACCCAAGUGACCCCCUGGAUCUACAGUUCUCAGGACCCCCUGUGGGCACCAGCCCCCCACCCACAGAAGCCAUCUCCACAGCUGUUUCCCAUCCCCAAGACUGCACAGUGGAGAAUCUCAUCCGGAUAUGUGUGGCUGGAUUGGUCCUGGUGGUGCUUGGGGUGCUGCUAUUUCAGGCUCAAACCAACCAGCAAAGGACCCAUGAUGCAGCCAGGACUUAA